Messenger RNA from Argiope bruennichi, 1428 nucleotides. Its product is annotated as visual pigment-like receptor peropsin. Gene Ontology annotation, cellular component: membrane; photoreceptor outer segment. The record is from RefSeq and is a predicted model, not a curated record. The coding region runs from base 62 to 1087 and encodes 341 amino acids. Gene Ontology annotation, molecular function: G protein-coupled receptor activity. NCBI's taxonomy places the organism in Eukaryota, Metazoa, Arthropoda, Arachnida, Araneae, Araneidae. The transcript has 6 exons. Gene Ontology annotation, biological process: visual perception; G protein-coupled receptor signaling pathway.
GGUCUGCCAGCACGUCGGCAUAGUGAUUAGUCGUGUUCAGAGAUUUGUAUGACAAUUCGGGAUGGCCGAGUCCGAUCCAACAAGUGAUCCCUCCACGAUGACUACGGAUGAACCCUUCUCUUAUCCGUAUUAUUUUCCUCCCUCCACACACGUGAUUGUUGGAUCUUACUUAGUGGUGAUCGGUCUGCUGGGUACCGUGGGCAACGGCCUGGUGUUGGCUAUGUUCUUAAAAUUCCGUGGUCUCAUCACUCCCACGUCUCUUCUACUCAUCAACUUGGCUGUUUCGGACCUCGGCCUUAUCGUCCUCGGAUUUCCCUUCUCGGCCUCGUCCAGCUUCGCGGGAAGGUGGUUGUUCGGUGAAGGCGGCUGCCAGUGGUACGCAUUCAUGGGUUUCUUAUUCGGCUCUGCACACAUCGGCACCUUAGCUCUCCUGGCACUAGACAGAUACCUGAUAGCUUGCCGGAUUAGUCUUAGAGGAAAACUUACGUAUCGGAGAUAUUGCCAAAUGUUGUCUGCCAUCUGGGGGUAUGCGUUCUUCUGGGCUGCGAUGCCUCUCUUAGGAUGGGGAAGGUAUGGCAUGGAGCCGAGUGUGACCACCUGCACCAUCGACUGGCAACAUAACGACUCCAACUACAAGUCUUUCAUUCUCGUGUACUUUGUCCUGGGUUUCAUGGUGCCACUGGCCAUUAUUACAGUCUGCUACUUUGCCAUCGCCCGGCGGAUCCGGAAGAAUACCGUCACCAAGCAAAGAGGGGUCGUCCACGAUCAGUGGACCAAUGAGAGAUCCAUCACACUUAUGUCAUUUGUGUUGAUCUUAACAUUUAUAAUCGCCUGGACUCCUUAUGCUGUUCUCUGCUUGUGGACCAUCUUUGACCACCCAAAUACGGUGCCCCCUUUCUUGACUUUGAUCCCUCCGCUCUUCGCCAAGGCGUCCACCGUCUUCAAUCCUUUCAUCUAUUUCUUCUCCAAUCCGAAACUCCGCACCGGGAUCGUCGCCACCCUCUGCUGCUGCAAAGAUGUGCACGUCGAAAGCAUAGAAAUGCCAGACUCGCCAGAAAGAGUGCCAAGCAAUAUCGAUGCCACGUAGAGAUCUGCGCCAACAAACAUGCCAAGCUUUUAGAAACGGGAUAUAUAUCACUACCUUCUUUUUUACCUCGAACGAAACCUUUUUAAGCCAAACAAAGAAGCCAAAAGAAGAAAAAUACGCGCCAGAAAUGAGAUAAACUAAAGCUUUUGAAUGCUAGAAUACAGCCUUUCAUUUUGUAUUAAAAAUGAAGCUUAGAUGAAUUUCUAAGAUGUCUGGAAGAGUAGAUAACGAAAUAGGUGCCAAACAAUAAAUUAUAUUCGAAACGUUUCUCUCCUAUUUCAUGCUGCAAGGAGCUAUCCAUAAGAAAAAGUUUUAAAAAUAUGUCGCCAAACGUGAAGAUU